Messenger RNA from Cannabis sativa, 3496 nucleotides. RefSeq names its product insulin-degrading enzyme-like 1, peroxisomal. Gene Ontology annotation, molecular function: metal ion binding; metalloendopeptidase activity. Gene Ontology annotation, biological process: peptide catabolic process. Gene Ontology annotation, cellular component: cytosol; mitochondrion. Bases 313 to 3219 code for a protein of 968 amino acids. Lineage: Eukaryota; Viridiplantae; Streptophyta; Magnoliopsida; Rosales; Cannabaceae. The transcript has 26 exons. The record is from RefSeq and is a predicted model, not a curated record.
GAACCGAACUAUUAAAUUUGUUCAACUCAAAGACUUCUGUCUAAUUUUCUUAAUAAAAAUUCUUAAAUUAAACAAGCUCAAUUGUUCCGAAUUUUUUUUUUUUAUCUAGAUUAAAAUUUCAAAGUAAAAAUCAUAAUUAGAAUAAAGAAAAAAAUGGUGCAAGGUUAGCUGAGCUUAGAUUAGAUUGCCGCGCCUAUAGAGUAAAGAAUCGUUAGAAGGCAAGGCAGAGUCUUCUGUUCUGGUCAACAAGGCGGCGUAUUAAACCAAACUCAUUCUUCUUCUGAGUUUACAGAACAAGAACAACUCACAGAAAUGGCGGUUGGGAAAGGAGAAAUGGGCGAGAUUGUGAAAGCUCGUACGGACAAGCGAGAGUAUAGGAGGAUCGUCCUCCCUAAUUCUCUCCAGGCUCUUUUAAUCAGCGAUCCGGAUACUGAUAAGUGUGCUGCUUCCAUGGAUGUUCGUAUUGGAUCUUUCUGCGACCCCGAUGGCCUCGAAGGCCUCGCUCAUUUUCUUGAACAUAUGCUGUUUUAUGCUAGUGAAAAGUAUCCUUUGGAGGACAGUUACUCAAAGUACAUUACUGAGCAUGGGGGCAGCACAAAUGCCUUCACAGCUAGUGAGCACACCAACUAUUAUUUUGAUGUGAACGCUGAUUGUUUUGAAGAGGCUGUGGACAGAUUUGCUCAGUUUUUUAUCAAACCUUUGAUGUCUGCUGAUGCUACUACGAGGGAAAUCAAAGCUGUUGAUUCGGAAAAUCAGAAAAACUUACUGUCUGAUACUUGGAGAAUCUACCAGCUCCAGAAACAUUUGAGUUCAGAGAGUCAUCCAUUCCACAAAUUCAGUACAGGAAACUGGGACACUUUGGAGGUCCGUCCAAAAGCAAAAGGGUUGGAUACUAGACAGGAGCUGAUUAAACUUUAUGAAGAAAAUUAUUCAGCGAACCUCAUGCAUCUGGUUGUAUAUGGAAAAGAUAACCUGGACAAAAUCCAAGCCCUUGUGGAGGAAAAGUUUCUAGAUAUUAAAAACAAAGACCGCAGCAGCCCUCGCUAUCCUGGUCAACCUUGCUCAUCAGAACACCUACAGAUUCUUGUGAAGGUUGUCCCAAUCAAGCAAGGUCAUAAGUUGAGAAUUGUAUGGCCCAUUACUCCAGAAAUUCACCACUACAAGGAAGGACCUUGCAGGUAUCUUGGUCAUCUUAUUGGCCAUGAAGGAGAAGGAUCUUUGUUUUACAUCUUAAAAACAUUGGGAUGGGCAACUAGUUUGUCUGCAGGUGAAGGGGAUGGGUCAUUUGAGUUUGCUUUCUUUAAAGUAGGGAUUGAACUUACUGAUGCUGGUCAAGAGCACACUCAAGAUAUAAUAGGUUUGCUUUUCAAAUAUAUUGCUCUAGUGCAGCAGUCUGGUGUUUGCAGUUGGGUAUUUGAUGAGCUUGCAGCUGUUUCUGAGACAAAGUUCCAUUAUCAGGAUAAGACUCCUCCUAUUGAUUAUGUCGUCAAUAUUUCAACCAAUAUGGAGUUAUAUCCCCCCAAAGAUUGGCUUGUGGGUUCAUCAUUGCCAUCUAUAUUCAGUCCAAGCAUUAUUCAAAAAGUGCUGGAUGAUCUUUCUCCAAACAAUGUGCGAAUUUUCUGGGAAUCAAAUAACUUUGAAAACCAUACUGAUUUGGUUGAGCCAUGGUAUUCAACUGCCUAUUCCAUUGAGAAAAUCACUAGCUCCAUGAUUCAGGAAUGGAUGCUUUCUGCUCCUAAUGGAGAACUGCAUCUACCAGCCCCUAAUGUCUUCAUCCCAACUGAUUUGUCAAUUAAAAAUGUGCAUGAAGAGGUCAAAUAUCCAGUUCUCUUAAGAAAGUCACCAUAUUCCACAUUAUGGCACAAACCUGAUACGGUGUUCCUUACUCCUAAAGCUUUUGUUAAAAUAGACUUUAGCUGUCCCCAUGCUAAUGACUCCCCAGAAGCGGAAGUUCUAAGCAAUAUUUUUACAGAGUUGUUGAUGGACUACUUGAAUGAAUUUGCUUAUUAUGCCCGCGUUGCUGGUCUUUAUUAUGGAAUAAGCCACACAGAUAGUGGAUUCCAGGUAACUCUAGUUGGUUAUAAUCACAAAUUGCGAAUCUUACUGGAAACUGUGAUUGGGAAAAUUGCAAGCUUCAAAGUGAAACCCGACAGGUUCUCUGUGAUUAAGGAAAUGGUAACAAAAGAGUACCAAAAUUUGAAGUUUCAACAGCCAUAUCAGCAGGCUAUGUACUAUUGCUCAUUAAUUCUACAAGAUCGUACAUGGCCGUGGAUGGAAGAACUUGAAAUUCUUCCUCAUCUGCAAGCUGAUGAUCUUGCUAAGUUUGCUCCUUUGAUGCUUUCGAGAGCUUUCUUUGAGUGCUACAUUGCAGGAAAUAUUGAGCGCAGUGAAGCUGAGUCAAUGGUCCUGUACAUAGAAGAUGUUUUGUUCAAGGAGUCAAAUCCUAUAUGCCGACCGUUAUUCCCAUCCCAACAUUUGACAAGUAGAAUUGUGAAGCUUGAAAACGGCAUAAGUUACUUCUACCCUGUGGAAGGCCUCAAUCCAAGUGAUGAUAAUUCAUCCCUUGUCCAUUAUAUUCAGGUACAUCAAGAUGAUUUUAGAAUGAAUGCGAAACUUCAGCUCUUUGCUCUAGUUGCAAAGCAACCAGCUUUCCAUCAGCUUAGAUCAGUUGAGCAACUUGGUUACAUCACUUUCUUGCUUUCAAGGAAUGAUAGUGGUGUCCGUGGAUUACAGUUCAUUAUACAAUCUACAGCAAAGGGUCCAGCACAAAUAGAUUUAAGAGUAGAAGCUUUCCUCAAGAUGUUUGAGACUAAACUGUAUGAAAUGACUGACGAUGAAUUUAAGAGCAAUGUAAAUGCUUUAAUCGACAUGAAGCUUGAGAAACACAAAAACUUAAGGGAAGAAUCUGGAGUUUACUGGCGAGAGAUUUCAGAUGGGACCCUCAAGUUCGAUCGAAGAGAAACAGAGGUUGCAGCACUAAAGCAGCUCACAAAACAAGAACUAAUAGAUUUUUUCGAUGAAAAUAUAAAAGUCGGGGCACCUCAGAAGAAGGAACUGAGUGUGCGAGUGUCUGGGAACCUCCAUUCUUCCGACUACAAAAAAGAUAAAACUGAACCUGCAGAACCCGGCUCAGUCAGAAUCGAUGAUAUCUUCAGUUUCAGAAGGUCUCGGCCGCUUUACGGUUCAUUCAGGGGAAGCUUUGCUCAUGUGAAGUUGUAAAGAGAUUAAGAGCAUUUGAAUACCCAUCUGAAAGCUCGUGUCCUUUCUUAAUCAUUUUUUAAAGUACAUGUUAUUCAGAUAUUUUACUUGGCCAGAGUGACAUUUUUUCUUUUUUAAGUGUUGGAAUCAUUAAUAUCGAUUGCUACUUUUAAAAUGUCAACACAUCUACAUGAACAUCACCCUUGCUACAAAUAGAACUAUUAUAGAACUUGGGAUGGAAUUCUUACCGCAAAAUGUAACACUUGAAUUUUGUUUCUUAAACCUCAUUUUUUUGGAA